AUGGCUACCACACACGCGAUCCCGUCUACAGAACUCAAUGACGGUGCCUCAUGCCCCGUGCUCGGGUACGGCACGGGCUCCAUGUGGUUCAGGAAGACCACCGACACCGGCAUCAAUCGCGACCUGGUCGACUCUGCCAAGAAUGCCGUGAAGCUGGGAUAUUACCACCUCGACGGGGCCGAAGUCUACCGCACCGAGGAGGAACUGGGCCAGGCCAUCCAGGAAUGUGGAGUCCCGCGAGAGAAGCUAUUCGUGACCACCAAGGUGAACCAGAGCAUCGCCGACAUCCCUGCCGCCAUUGACGCCAGCCUCAAGAAGCUCCAGUUGGACUAUGUCGACUUGUUUUUGAUCCACCAGCCGUUCUUUGCCCAAACUGAGGAGGAGCUGCAAGCAGCCUGGGCUGCCAUGGAACAGGUCAAGGCCUCUGGCAAAGCCCGGUCAAUUGGAGUGUCCAAUUUCUUGCAGAGCCACCUGGAGACGAUUCUCAAAACCGCCCAGGUCAUCCCGGCUGUGAACCAGAUCGAGUAUCACCCGUACCUCCAGCACGGGAACCUGGUACCCUUCCAUGACAGCAAAGGGAUCAAGACCGCCAGCUACGGUGGUCUGGCCCCGAUCACUCGUGCUGCCGGUGGCCCAUUGGACCCGCUGCUGUCGGCCCUGGCCACCAAGUAUGCCGUCAACCCGGCAGAAAUCCUGUUGCGCUGGAUCUUGGACCAGGGGGUGGUGUCCAUUACCACGAGCAGCAAGGAAGUGCGCCUGGCCAGUUACUUGCGUGUCCUGACCUUUAAGCUGACCCCGCAGGAGGUGCAGGAGAUCUCGGAUCUGGGCCAGCAGAAGCACUACCGGGCCUUUUGGCGGGAGAAAUAUGCCCCUGAUGAUCGCUCAUAA
This is a messenger RNA of Penicillium canariense, 888 nucleotides long. RefSeq names its product aldo/keto reductase. The transcript is spliced from 3 exons. Gene Ontology annotation, molecular function: oxidoreductase activity, acting on NAD(P)H as acceptor; aldose reductase (NADPH) activity. Gene Ontology annotation, cellular component: cytosol. NCBI's taxonomy places the organism in Eukaryota, Fungi, Ascomycota, Eurotiomycetes, Eurotiales, Aspergillaceae. The coding region runs from base 1 to 888 and encodes 295 amino acids. The record is from RefSeq and is a predicted model, not a curated record.